AUGGGCCGUCCGUGCGCGCUAGCCCUCGCCGUGGUCUCGGCCUUGCUAUGUCAGGUCUGGAGUUCAGGGGUGUUCGAGUUGAAGCUGCAGGAGUUUGUCAACAAGAAGGGUCCCCUGGGGAACCGCAGCUGCUGCCGCGGCGCCGCGGGAGGCACGGGACCACCACAGUGCGAGUGCAGGACCUUCUUCCGAGUGUGCCUCAAACACUAUCAGGCCAGCGUGUCCCCCGAGCCACCCUGCACGUAUGGCAGCGCCAUCACACCGGUACUGGGCGUCGACUCCUUCAGCCUACCUGAUGGUGCGGGCAGCGGCCACGCGGCCUUCAGCAAUCCCAUCCGCUUCCCCUUUGGCUUCACCUGGCCGGGCACUUUCUCUCUGAUCAUUGAAGCUCUCCACGCAGACUCUCCUGAUGACCUCACAACAGAAAACCCAGAGAGGCUCAUCAGCCGCUUGGCCACUCAGCGGCAUCUGACGGUGGGAGAGGACUGGUCCCAGGACCUGCACAGCAACGGGCGCACAGACCUCAAGUACGCCUACCGCUUCGUGUGUGAUGAGCACUACUAUGGGGAGGGCUGCUCUGUCUUCUGCCGCCCACGAGACGAUGCCUUUGGCCACUUCACCUGUGGGGAGAGAGGAGAGAAGGCCUGCAACCCUGGUUGGAAGGGCCAGUACUGCACAGAGCCGAUCUGUCUGCCUGGCUGUGAUGAACUGCAUGGGGUCUGCGACCGGCCAGGGGAAUGCAAGUGCAGGGUCGGCUGGCAGGGCCGCUACUGUGACCAGUGCAUUCGGUACCCGGGCUGCCUCCAUGGCACCUGCCAGCAGCCAUGGCAGUGCAACUGCCAGGAGGGCUGGGGUGGCCUCUUCUGCAACCAAGAUCUGAACUAUUGCACCCAUCACAAGCCCUGUGAGAAUGGAGCAGCUUGCACCAACACGGGCCAGGGCAGCUACACCUGCUCCUGCCGACCCGGGUACACGGGUGCCAACUGUGAGAGCGAGAUCAACGAGUGUGACGCAGGCCCCUGUAAGAACGGAGGAAGCUGCACAGACCUCGAGAACAGUUACUCCUGCACCUGCCCACCUGGCUUCUACGGCCAGCACUGUGAGCUCAGCGCCAUGACCUGUGCCGAUGGGCCUUGCUUCAAUGGGGGACGAUGCUCAGACAACCCAGACGGGGGCUAUGCCUGCCACUGCCCCGUGGGCUAUACCGGCUUCAACUGUGAGAAGAAGAUUGACCACUGCAGCUCUUCACCCUGCUCCAAUGGGGCACAGUGUGUGGAUCUGGGCAGUUCGUACGCAUGUCGGUGCCCUGCUGGCUUCUCUGGGCGCCACUGUGAUGGCAACAUGGAUGACUGUGCAUCGCUGCCCUGUGUGAAUGGUGGCACCUGCCAGGAUGGCAUCAACGAUUACUCCUGCACCUGCCCCCCAGGAUACACCGGCAAGAACUGCAGCACCCCCGUCAGCAGGUGUGAGCAUGGGCCAUGCCACAAUGGGGCCACCUGCCAUGAGAGAGGCCGCCGCUACGUGUGUGAGUGUGCACGCGGCUACGGCGGCCCUAACUGCCAGUUUCUGCUGCCCGAGCCGGGGCCAGUGGUGGUGGACCUCACCGAGCGCUACCUGGAGGCUCAGGGCGGGCAGUUUCCCUGGAUCGCGGUCUGUGCCGGCGUGGUGCUGGUUCUGCUGCUGUUGUUGGGGUGCGCGGCCGUGGGUGUUUUCAUGCGACUGAAGGCUCAGAAGCGGCAGCUGCCAGGUGACGUGUACCGGGCGGAGGUGGAGACCAUGAACAACUUGGCCAGCUGCCAGCGCGAAAAGGACGUGUCUGUUAGCAUCAUUGGGGCCCCACAGAUCAAGAACACCAAUAAGAAGGCGGACAUGCACGGUGACCAUGGCGCUGACAAAGGCGCCUUCAAGGCCCGCUACCCGACCGUGGACUACAACCUAGUGCAGGACCUCAAGAAUGAGGACCCUGACAGGGAUGCCCACAGCAAGCGCGAUGCCAGGACCGAGCCUCAUGGCUGCGCCACACUCAGGGGUGGGGAAGCGGCGGAGAGGAAAAGGCCAGAAUCCUCAUACUCCUCGUCCAAAGACACCAAGUACCAGUCGGUGUACGUCAUCUCUGAGGAAAAGGAUGAGUGCAUUAUCGCGACUGAGGUUGGUGUAGGCUUGUGUCGGGAUGUUGGGGUCUAG
This is a messenger RNA of Elephantulus edwardii (Cape elephant shrew), 2184 nucleotides long. RefSeq names its product delta-like 1 (Drosophila) (gene DLL1). Bases 1 to 2184 code for a protein of 727 amino acids. Lineage: Eukaryota; Metazoa; Chordata; Mammalia; Macroscelidea; Macroscelididae. The record is from RefSeq and is a predicted model, not a curated record. The transcript is spliced from 10 exons. Gene Ontology annotation, biological process: multicellular organism development; Notch signaling pathway; cell communication. Gene Ontology annotation, molecular function: calcium ion binding. Gene Ontology annotation, cellular component: membrane.